Nerophis ophidion (straightnose pipefish) is the source of this 2868-nucleotide messenger RNA. RefSeq lists its product as uncharacterized. The transcript has 5 exons. NCBI's taxonomy places the organism in Eukaryota, Metazoa, Chordata, Actinopteri, Syngnathiformes, Syngnathidae. Bases 104 to 2293 code for a protein of 729 amino acids. The record is from RefSeq and is a predicted model, not a curated record.
UUUGUUUGGUGUCUGACUCACUCAGAGGUUGUCCCACGCGGAUCCUCCUGUCUCGUCACAAUGUCCAAAGUGUAAUCUUCUCCUGAGUGGUUGUACGUCAACGAUGAAGAGAGGACAUCGGGCCUUUUUGGGCCGGAAGAAGCCGUCUCUGUUUGACACGACCGUCAAAAUAAGGGAAAUAGAACGUGGCGAGCUAGUUCUGAAUUCACCAACCAUGCCUGAGUCGGGUACCGCCAGUGUGCGAGCCAGACCCACCGUCAAACAUCACACUUCAUCCGAGGGUUCUCAAGGUUUUGUUCCAACGCCCAGAGUCCCUGUUCUUCCUCCUAACAACGGUCCAAAGAUCAAUGGUGCAGCCAACGGAAAUGUGUUUUCCUAUGACUUAGUGGAAGAAGACGUAUUUGUUCCGCCUCCUCCAUCCAAUGCCCCUCCUCCACCUCCAGAGAAUUUCGUCCUCCCUCCACCAGACUUCCUGGGGCACUACUCAAUGUAUGCAGGACUCGCUUCUCUUCAGCCGCCUCCUAUGGCUGCUCCCCAGCCACCCGUCAAGGUGGAAAAGAACCACCGUGUCAUAAAACCCACAUUCAGCCCCCCGCCAACGCCCCUGUCUACAAGCUCUUACAGCUCUGUGUCACCCACCUCCAUUUCAAAACCGUCUCCAGCCAAAGUCCCCAAACAUCCAAAUUUCGCCCCACCGCCGCCGCCUUCCAAAGGACAAUCGAAUACUGUUAAAACCGCGCCUGCGAAGCCAAUUAGAUUCUCCUCAAUACCCAACCUGGAAUCCCCGCCGCACACUCCUGCCCCCUCUCCACCUGUGCAGACCCGCACCCAGUCCACAUUCAAUCCCCAAAACCCAGCAAAGCUUUACCCCGUUUCCAACGCCUCAAUCCUUCUUGACUACAAAGAACAAGACAAAAGACCCAAGCAGAUGUUACUCCUGGAGGAUUCUGGCUCUGCUAUGUUGGCCCAGGUGGACAGAAAUGUUCCCCGGGGAACACCAACCACGCUCGUUCGCCAAAAGAAUUCACAGCAUGUGCAUCCCUCACAGCCGCCUCUGAAAUCACUUACCACAAAUGAUACAUAUCAAAAAGAGAAUGUACCAAAUAUGCUGUCUUCUCAGUCACCCAAAUCAGAAGUUGGCACACCUCUCCAGGUGCAAUACCAAGAACCAAGGAAGCUUCAGAAAGGGAGCAGAAUUCAAUUGACCUCUGGCGAUCUCAAAGGCAGAGUUGGUUUCAAACCCAAUUUCAGUCCGGUAUUAGAUCAAAAACACCGCCUAAAAAAUGCAGAAAGCAGUGCAUCUCAGGAGGAGCCUGCAGCUUCUCCUCUGGCUCUCCUGAAUGCGGCUCGGGAGAGAGAUCGGUUCAAGGGCUUUGCAUUCCGGGAAAACGGCACUGCGACAUACAAUGAACGCAGACGAAGCAUUCAGCAAACUAAUCCCAAUUACGAAUCGUCAAUCCUUCCAAGAUCCAUCUCUUCUUCUUCUCUCUUUCAUCAAAAUCAAGUCCAAGUUAGUCCAACGUCUGUCAGUCCCACGCAGAAAUGGGGGACUAAAUCGGCGACCAUCGGACAUGAGCGCAAUCAAACAGAGUCCAGUGGGUUAACUUACGCUUUUACGCAACCAGCUUCACCGGCGAGAGAGCACAACCGUCCUUCAUAUGUCAAAUCUGCCAGACCUGAAGACGAUAGGGAAAUGUUAGGUAUGCCGUUACUACCCCCGCCUCCGGAGUUUGAUGACUUUGACAGCAUGACAGAGCCCCCUCCUUCUAUUAGUUCUCCAACUCCUGAAUUUAAAAAGGCACCACAAGUAAAUAUGAACUCCCUUCCACCUGACCACAUUCCGCCAAAACACUAUCCUAUCUAUGUCAAUAUCCAACAGAAUCCCUUCUUGCUGACAAAACCCAAAGCAGACCCCAUACAUACGCCGCCCCCUCAGUCUCAAAGCCAGACCACGGUGGUGAGCAUCUUACAAAAAAAGAUGCUGGAACUGGACCACCAAAUCUCUCCUAGUGAAGAUGCAGACGACGACUCUGAAGAAUGGGGCAUUCCCUUUUCUGAAAACAUUCAAGUGCCUGUGUUGCCAAAAACCAGGCCACAGGCUACAAGUUCUCUUAACGGAGUCACCCAAACAACCACCACUAACCACAAGCAGGAGACGCAAGGCAAAGUGGUUCGAAAAUAUCAGGCCACUAACAGCAACGGACCACCGUCAAGUCAUCAGUACGGAAUGACGUAUCGAAUUAGGCCCGGAACAAAUCAGCCCAUCACUCUGAUUAGAAAAGGACCAUCUUGAUGGCACCGGUACUCCUCCGUAUUGUUGUUGUAUAAAAAUAUAUAUGUUGUUAGAAUUGUCUUCUCUCCUUACAUGUGCAUGGAAGAGAUAUGUACAGUGGGGGUGGGGCAGAAGUGGAGGAACAGGAACAUUACUCCAGGUAGAAAAAUACUUCAUGAUUGAAAGAAUGUAUUGUUCGUUCCCCCAACUUCUGGUCAAAUAUCGAAGAGGCCGGGCCAUGCACUCGUUUUACUUGUUUGUGUAUUUAUUUACUGCAGAUGAUUUACUUUUGAAGCAUUUACUCUUGUGUAACGCCGUUGCAUUUGACCUGUUGAAUGAAUGUACAUUUUAAUACUUCAUUUAAUAGUGUGAACAGAAAUGAUUGGACUAGUAAUUCACUGUUACCAGUAUAAUGAAGGGCUUUUUAAAAACAAAAACAAAGGAUGUUUUAUUUAUAUAAUUAUAAAUGCACUCUGAUGAAAAUACAGUAUAUUAGACACUUUACGUAUUUGUGUGUACAUGUGAAGGCUAUUUUAUUAUCCAAGCAAUUUUGAUCAAUAUCUUAAUCUGGUUAAUAAAUUGUAAUCCAAACAGAA